This is a messenger RNA of Penicillium verhagenii, 8436 nucleotides long. Its product is annotated as glycosyltransferase family 4 protein. The record is from RefSeq and is a predicted model, not a curated record. NCBI's taxonomy places the organism in Eukaryota, Fungi, Ascomycota, Eurotiomycetes, Eurotiales, Aspergillaceae. Bases 1 to 8436 code for a protein of 2811 amino acids. The transcript has 4 exons. Gene Ontology annotation, molecular function: glycosyltransferase activity.
AUGAAGCCCGAUUACUUGGGCUUGUCGGCGGUAGGAUGGAGCCGAAUGACCAACACCUGGUGGGAAAAGGUGUUGGCCAUCGGCCUCCUCGCCACAAUUGUUCUCGGUGCUUGCUAUAUAAUUUACUUAAUCGGCAGUAGCAUUGUUCGGCAUUGGCGUGCUCGACACGAACUCUCUGAAGUACCAUCAAAUGUUACACGUUAUAUUGAAAAACUAAAGACAGAGACACAAACAUUAUACACUCCCGAAUCCGAUCGAAAGGAACCCAAAACAUUCGGUGUUUACCUUGGAAGCUUCGCCAACCCACCUACAAAGGAUCAAGCUAGCAUCUUAACUCAAUGGGAUGUUACCGUUUUGGAUCCGCUGCAAAGCGGUGUUUUGGAAGCCGUCGCCGAUGGCUGCUCUGCCACCCACAUUCUCGCCCGCCUCGAUGUCCGCAAACUGGUCGCAACCGACAGUGGAUCGCACCGUGAUGAAGUGAUUCGCGCAAUUCACGUCCUGAACGAGACCUUGAAUUCCCUCAAGCGUCCCCAGGAUGUGCAGGCUCAGUUCAGCGGUGUUCUCCUUGCCGACUGCCACGCUCAUCUCCAACCCGUUGUCUUGAACGAGGUCGUCAAAUUUGUGAACAGUCUUGGUCUGGAUGUUUGGAUGGAGUUCGGCCCUAUCGAAUACCUUGGUGAAAAGCAAUGCCGUGAAAUCGACUGGACGCCCAUCCGAGGUGUUGUCUACCGCAAUGGAACGAUUCGAACUGAUGGUGACCGCUGCAACUUCUGGCACAUGGAGAAGAUGCGAACUGUCAUGCGAAUUGUCGCAGCCCAGAAGCCCAUUGGUGAUUCUACUCUUGCCAUGUGGGAUACUGUGGACGAUGGUGUUCAGAUUAAGCACGAUGUUCUGCACCGCAGCUUCAAGUGGUGCAACUACAACAGCGCCAUGAGCUGGAUUGCCCCCAAGGCUGCUCUCACCGAUGCCACCAUUGCCGCCGCUACGACUGUCUUCAACGAGCCCAUUGGUGCCUUGAUGUGGAUGAAGAACGAUCAGACCCUGGAGGCCCACGAAGUUUGGCGCCAAAAUGAGGAAAUCACCACCUUGCCUUCUGGAAAUUCCGAGAUUUACGACACUCUUGAAUCUUUCGUGCCCGACCUCAAGAACAAACUCGCCUUGUUUGCUCCUCGCUCCGAAUCCGCCGCCAGUGAUCAGCAGAUGGUUUCAAUUGAUGAACUUCAAUUGGCCGCCCCGAACGAGCCUCACAUGACCAACCCCUUCUCAAUCUCUCCCGAUGGUGAAGACUACACUGGACUGGGAUGUUUCCAGAUGGGUCUCGAUCUCACCGCAAAGGAUAUUAACGAUCUCCUCCAGGGUCAACGCCAGGUCCGCGAUCUCAAGCUGCUGGAUCCCAUCAAGCCUGCGGCUCUCCGCAAAAUGGCCGAUGAGCUUCGUGUUCUGCAAGAUUUCGGUGGAGAGGGAUCCCAGGUCGCCGGAGAGCUGAAGGAUCUUCUCGUCACUUGUGAUGGUACCGACAACGACCGCAUUCGCCUUUACUCUGGAUUGCACUCUGGUUUCCGCACUCGCAUGGAGACCCAGGUUUGGGGUAUGUACGACAAGACCCCCGGUUUUGGUCCCCUCGACAUUUACCUUUCCGGUAAGUGUGAGGUCGGCCGCACCGGUGCUAUUCUGCACACCUACAUGUCCAGCCGAGGAUACUCUCGUUUCCAGUGUUUCAUGGCCGAGAUCGCUUUGGCUACCGCCAAUGGUGAUCUCUCUACCAAGUGGACCAGCCUCUCUCCCCGUAUCAUCAGCGACAUUCAGCAGCUUACUCCUACCGAGGCUUUGCUUUGGUUGCGACGUCUGUCUACCACCCUGAGCAAGGAGUGCGCGCACUUGACUGCCAAUGUUCGCUCUUGCACCGAGCACCAGCUCAUCAAGGUUCCUACUCUUGGUCAGAUUCGCGCUCUUGGCUCCAGUGAAUACUUGAGCGGUCGAUCCACUGCCGAUGAUGUGGUCAAUGCUCGUUUGGCUUACUACCGGGACCAAGGCUGCUGGGCUCCUGAUGCUACUGCUGCCAAGGAUCUUUUCUUGGAGAUUGAUGCUCGUUUGCCUGAAAUUCUGAUGGGACGCGACUCUCGCACUCUCGAACAGCUCGCUGAGGUUAUGCAAAACGUUCUCCAGAAGGGUUCGAUCGAUGCUGGUGUUGACAUUCUCGCAACUGCCGUCUUCUGUGCCUUCCGCCGUAUCUCUCUUGACGAAAUCUACCUCGAGGUUCUUGACCGUAACCCUCUGCCCAACAUUCACACCGUUCAGGUUGCUUGUUUUGCUGAGAUGUACGCUCUCGGUGCUCGUUGUGAGAUGUUCUUGGAUAUGACUGCCAUGAAGCUGGGCAAGAUCAUUUCAGCUCGGUACCGCGAAUACUGCAAGACUCACCAGCCCACUCGUCGUUCUGAUACCUUCACUGAAAUCCCGACCGCCUACGCUUCCAUGGACAUUGAUCUGAACCCCGAGGGUGACAAGAUUGUCGUUCCUUGGUACUACCGCAUUACGUUCCUUGGUAUCUUCGCUCUCCCAGCCCUCGUUGAUAUUACCAUGUUGACCACCGUCGGUCGUGGUUUGUACUUGACUACUUUCAUGAGUGACAUUGACAAGACUUUGGCUACCACCGCACUUAUGGUCGCAUUGUUGAUUUGUGGUGGAUUUGGUAGUUGGAUUACUUCCGGUGGAACAUACUACCUGUACGCGAUGGCUUUCCCUGCAAUGGGCAUGUUCAUCAUGACUCGUCUCAUCGCUGGUCUCGCUGUCGUCUUCGUUGGUGGCAUCAUUGCGAUGAUCGUCAUUGGCUGCAUUCACGGCUUCGCGGCAGGUAUCCUGUUCUUCCUCUACUUUUUCUUCCUAUCCACAUACCUCAUGCUCCUGUCGGUGCUGUCCAUCUACCAGCUACCUGGAUUCCACUUCCAGUCUGGUCGUACAGUCAUCAUCAGCUGUGUUCCGAUCCUGUUCAUCUCGCCCCUCGUUACACUCUGGGUGGGACAUGAUUCGGUCAUCUACCUGUGUGUUGUUGGUUGCUUCGUCACUUCCCUCCUUCUCGGAGCUCGCCGAGUCAUUUCCAUGUGGAACCACUGGUACCUGUCUAUUCCCACUACCACUGACGGUGAAGUGUACGACUGGUAUGUCAAGACGCUGAACAACCCUAGCCCGGCUUUGCUCAAGCAAAUCUCCUGCACCUCCAUUGCUCGCCAAACUCUCUUCGAGGCCGUGGAGAAGGAGACAAAGCGUUCACCCUGGACAAAGGCCACAACCGAUCCUUACGUUCGCAAAAUGGCCGAGGGUUACGACUCUACUUUCUUCCUGCUUGUCUGGUACUGCCGGUACUCGCGUACUGAGAUUCCCCUUGCAUUCAGUCCCACGUGGAACUUGCAGUUGAAGGCGGCUGUUGAUACCAUUGCUGAUAUGCAGAAGGGUAUCCGCAUGCACAAUGCUUUCCUUCACUGGCGUCACACCGGUGCUGAUGUCUGGUGUGGUAUUCUCUACUUCGUCAUUGCUUUGAUCGAUAAAUGGACUGCCCUGCUCACUGGUGAGGCUCUUGUUGGUCUUUCCACUGCAUCCAGCUCCGAGUACCGUCUGUCUGUUGGAUUCGGUUUGGGAUACUACCUGACUGGUGCACUUUUCCUAGAUGCUGUCUCCCAGCCCCUUUGGAUUGCUGUGACCAAGCGAAACGGUUCUCCUAUCGGCUCAUUGGACGGCUUGCGCAAAGUUCUCGAUGUCAACCAGAAGGAUAGACAGGCGCUGUACUGGGGUAACCUGACCAAGUUCUUCUUCCUCCACAUUUGGGGUGCAGCCAUCUCCGUGGCGCUCAUGUGGGCCUUUGAGGAUAAGCGAACUUCCACUAUCAUGUACCUUGCCUACCUUGGUGCCUACAGUGGUCUUCUGUUCUACCAAUACAACCGUAUCUUCACUGGUUCCGAGGCAGCUCGCUGUCUCGCCCUCGGAUCGCUUGUCGGUUUCCUCACUGGUCUGAUCCUGCACAUCACUCUUCCUCCAUUCACAUGGAGCAGUGUCAUCGGUCUCGCAUCUGGUACAUGGACAGCUGCUAUCUACUCGAUGUUCAUGGCGAACAUUGGUCUGCCCACCUGGAAGAAGUCUCUGAUCCCCAAGCCUGUGGAGGGCGGAGUCCCCGCUACCUACACUUGCAGUUCUCUUGAGCCCUACCUGGAUAUUUCUCAGACCACCAUGGCAGCCACCUUCGACAACAUCAGCUCCUUGGAUGACGAGCUUCGUUACCGCCUGGAUGCGGCUACUCACCCCGGUUCCGAAGUCAAGAAGAACAUCUUGGCUGGUGCUGGAUGGAGAAGCUCGCUUCUUGUGCAGGCUGCAUUCCCCGAUGCCGACCGCCUUGUUCACGAGGUUGUUCGUCUCUGGGAAACCGGUCAGACCAUUGUUGAGUUUGUCUCCUCCGAGCACCUUCUCCAGAAGGAGCAGCGUAUCCGUUCCAUUGCUCGUUUGACUGGCAACCAGCUCCGCAUCUUUGUCGUUGUUGGACCUGGCCUUGGAGGACAAGACUGGACUAGCAACAUUCGCCGCAACUGCCAGACUAUCGCCGAAGCUGUUGUCCAGGCUACCACUGAAGCCAGAUUGGGUCUUUCUCACGAUCACUCGAUGAUGUCCGAGCUGUUGGUUAUGGAGCACCGCGAUCCAUUUGAGCUGUCCAUUCCCGAAGGUGUCAAGUACCAGUUGGAGCGCAACCCGACCGAGUGUGCCCGUGUCGUCAACCACGGUCGCGUUACUUUCCUCCGCCACCUUCUCUUCGGUAUUGACGCUGAUCUCGAGUGGGAUAACCUCCCCGAGAGUGCCCGGUCCCUUUUGGUUCGCCGUUGCUCUGGACGCCCUGGUCACAUUGCGGCUGAUGAGCUGAACUGGCUCCAGGAAAGAGCCAACGCUGGUGAUCUCCAGGCUGUCUGCACUUACAUCGCCCGCUACAAUGUUGGUGUUGGCAUGUCUCUCUCUGUCAACUUCUUUGCCCAGCGCUGGAUGGAGGCUGAUACCUACCCGGAUUACCCCAUGCUCAUGGAUAAGACUUACGAGAAGCCCGUGGAGAGUCUCUUGCCUCCUCCUAUUGGCGCCAACUUGCCUUUCCGCGAGUUGGUCAACCUCUUUGUCAGUCGCAUGUUCCACAGCCUCAAUACAAUCGUCAAGUUCACUUUGAUUUGUCUUGUGGCCGAUCCUGAGUACCAGCGUGAGCUCAACUACGUUCUCCGUGGACAGCCAAUCAUCUUCGCCUACCCCAUCAGCAUCCUGCUCAACACUCUUUGGUCAUUCUGCAAGCUUCUUCAGAGAAUCCUCAUCCCUCUUGUCCUUGUUCACGGCCGUGAGAACGUCUCUGAGCUGUAUAAGGCGACUGGUGGCUGGAAGACUACCAUCGAGAAGGACCGCAUCGUUAUCGAGAGCCUUACUGGACCCAUGACCUGCUUCUACCGGCCUUUGCCCGAUCGCACUGCUCGUCUUUACCAAUACUCUGGUAACCACGCCCAGGAGCCUGAGGACCAAUCAAAGCUCGUUGCCAUCAACACCUACUCUGACAAGACUAUUCUGCGCCGUCGCGAGGAGUACAAGGACAAGCAGGUCAUCAACGAUUUCACUUACGAGUACGCCGAUGCCGGUGCCAAGAAGCUUCCCAUUCAGCGAAACUGUACUGCUGGUGAAAACAGUGGCCAAGUCAUUCAAUAUGAUAACCGUGGUUACAUUGUCUCCGGAUCUGCCAUGCAAGGUGUUAACCCCGUCAAGUUCCAGUACCAGUUCCGCAAGGAUGCCAAGUUCGAUGACGAGCUCCUGAGUGGUGAAUACAUCUUCCCUCACAUCCGAAUCAACGUCACCUGGUGCAUGCCUCCUCCCCACCGACCUGAGCGCCUGAACAAGUGGAUUCCUUACCCUCGUGUCAGCGAGGCCUCGUUCAUCCAGGGAUCUGAUGUUCACUACGCCAAGUGGACUUACGACCACAAGUUCCACCCGACUAUCGCUACUACGCUCAAUGGUGAAGAGGUUACCACUCCGGUCAUGAUCCGUGAUGAUUGGUUCCACGUUUUGGAGAAGCCUACUAAGAGUAGUUUCCUGCACGACAACCCGCUGUUCUUCUUCAAGUCGUUCCAGUCGAACUUCUUGACUCGUCUGCUCCGCUUGAACGUCCAGUCUCGUCCCAUCCCCACCUCGCGCUCUCGUACUCACCUGUGGAAGUCCUGGAAGAACAGCAAGAAGUUCGAUGCUGUGACCACCGUUUUCCUUGAUGAAGUUCUCCUACGUUCCGACCGUGUCCUUGCUCCUUACUGGCGCAACCGUGACUUCGGUCGUCUUGAGGCUGCUGGUGACUAUAUCGAUGCACAGGCUGAUACCAUUCUCGCUCGUGUUGAUAUUGAUCCCGAUAUCAGCUCUUGGACUCCUAUGGCAUUCAAGAUCAGCGAUCUGUCCAGUUUCGGACAGGGAGGUGAUUCCAGAAUCAACACCCGCACACUGUCCACCCAACUCCAGGAUACCGACACCCAGCUCCACGUUCUCGCCAUGGAUACCGCUACUUGGCCCAACGAACCAGGUGGUGUUUCUGCUUGUCGUCGCGACAUGAUCAACGACCUUAACGGUAUCAGAUGGCACAUUCUUUCUGAGAAUGCCAACGAUUACGGUGUGCCGAAGUUCCAGAUCGAGAGGAAUGUCCAGUCUUUGACUAUUCUUCCUCAAUGGGGUCUGGAUUUCCUCAACCCUACUCACGGUGUUUUCCAGAACUGCCUCGAUUCCGCUGUCGUUGAACGCGCCCAGGAUACUCGCGUCAAUGAUAUUGAGAAGCACUUCAUCCCGAUCCUGACCAAGCUUGUUCGUUGCGCUCGCACGAUCAGCUUGACUCGUCAGCACAUUGAAGAGGCCACCAAUGCCCUUGUUGAUUUGAACACCUACUUUGAGCACGGUCGCAGCUGGAACGAUGUUUGGAUGAGUGAUACUGUCAAGAUGGUUUGGCGCCAACUUUGGUUGUCUGAUGAUGUUGAUGACGCUGUCCCGGCUUCCCAGUGGUGGGAUGCUGAGCUCCCGUCUUUGCAGCAGCUCGAUAAUGCUUUGGACAUGUGGCAUCGCUACUUGUUCAUCUUCUCCAUUCCGGUCCCCGAGAGAAUUCCCGAUGUCUUCCAGGUCUCCCACCACUUCACUGGCGCCACCUACGGUGUCCUGUGCAAGGCUAAGCGCAAGUGUGCCCUCCACGUCUGGGAUCACUGUAUCAGUUUCCGUGAGAUGACUGUCUUCUGUUCCGCUGCCGUGUCUUUCGAUUCGACCUUCGUCAACAGCACUCUCAUCGCCCUUGGUCACCUGUCUUGUGUUCUUGUCGAGCACCACGCUGAUGUGGUUCUUCCUUGCGCCGAGUACUUCAACCCCGGUUGGGAGCGAGAACUCGGAACUGCCGAGGGUGCCCUCCAGCACCGUCGCACUUUCGCCCGCAAGAUCGACCCUGUCGUCAACGGUAUCACAAACAUGGAGAAGUACAAGCCUAUCGAGAAGAUCAAGACCAAGACACCCACUUGUGUCAUGUUGUCUCACGUCCGUUACGUCAAGGAUAUCAAGACCGCCAUCAUGGCCACCGAUCUCAUCGUCAACAAGUGGGGAUUCCGCGACUACCAGCUGCACAUCUACGGAGAUAUGGAGCGCGCUCCUGCCAUCGCCUCUCAAUGUCAAGAAGUCAUCGCCUCCAAGGGUCUCCGCGAGCACGUCAUUCUCAAGGGUCUCGGUAACCCAUCGGUUGUCCUUCAGGAUGCUUGGUUGUUCAUGAACUCUUCCAUCUCCGAGGGUCUCCCGCUUGCCAUGGGUGAAGCCGCCUUGACCGGUGUCCCCGUCGUCUGCACAGACGUCGGCGCCUCCUUCUGUGUGGUCACCGACCGCGCAACCGGCAAGCGAUUCUCCGAGGUCGUGGCUCCUAACGAUUACGACUCUCUUGCGCGCGCUCAGAUCCGUGUCAUGGCUCUCCUGGACCAAUGGGCUCCCUUCGCCGAGGACAAGGAGGGCGAUCUCGUCCCCAAGCUGGAAUUCCACCCCACCCCCGAAGAAAUCCAGGCUAUCUCCGACCGCAUGUAUGCCAAGCAGGAUCAGCGUCGUGCCCUUGGAAUGAAGGGUCGCGAUAACGUGCUGAACUCCUUCUCCAGUCAUCGUUACCUGCGCGAGCACGAGCAGAUGCUUUGGCUCGGCAAGUACCAGAGUCAUAGCUACAUUGCUCGUACUGCGGUUUCGUCUGGUGCUUCCAGUGGUCUCUUUGUUAAGGAGAAGAAGCAUGCUUCUUACCGCGCUUCCUACCUCUCGAGUACUCCUACACUCCCUCGGACUCCGGAUUCGUCGUAUCACCCCGCUCCUCCCAGGGCUUGGAGGUCGUUGCGCGAUUACCGGCAGUCUGGGUCAUCCGGCACUCAAACGCCUGUCUCUCUCGCAUAA